This is a messenger RNA of Micropterus dolomieu (smallmouth bass), 1311 nucleotides long. RefSeq lists its product as uncharacterized. The transcript is spliced from 2 exons. Lineage: Eukaryota; Metazoa; Chordata; Actinopteri; Centrarchiformes; Centrarchidae. The record is from RefSeq and is a predicted model, not a curated record. The coding region runs from base 129 to 1013 and encodes 294 amino acids.
UUGAGCUUUCAAGGCCACCGUACAUCUACACCAAGAAUUUAAGGUGCACAGACUGUAGGAAGGGAGUGCCAGUUGAGCAAGUGCUUCCUGUUUGUGUUGCACAUUUGACCUGUUCUGGGUUACUUACAAUGGCCAGCUACAUAACUCACCUUGAUGUGUCCCUUCAUGAAGAUGAGGAGCAAAUGCUCCAAUCAAAAGGCUUCAAGAAAAUCAAUGUUGAUCUGAACAAAGGGGCAGGAGGAAACUUCAUCUACAUUUGGUACAAAAAAGUAAGAAGCGCAGCACCAAUCACCAGAGUUCAAGUUACAUUCAAUGAUGACAUGGGUGUUGGAUUGAUCAAGGCAGGGUACACAAAGAUCCCUAAAGACCUCAAUGCUGGAGCAAAAGGUGAUUACAUCUACCUUUGGUACUUCAGAGGAAGCACAAAGUACGAUACUCCCAUUGUGGACAUUGAUGUCACUACAGAUGCAGAAAGUGAAGCUAGCAAGUUUAGCCUGGACUGGGAGAGACUGGUCUGUGAUCUGAACCGCAAGGCUAAAGGGAACUGGAUUCAUGCCUGGGUGAAGAGAGAGACACAGACAUACAUCUGUGAUGUCACUGCCACUAAUUCCUACGGAUCAGACAUCGACUACUUUCAGGAAGGUUACAUCCGUAUGGAUGAAGAUACUAAUAGGGAUGCAAAAGGAGCCUUUGUCUUCAUCUGGUACCGUCAGACCACUGACCCCCACACUGCACUCAAGGAUCUGCAAAUCUCCACCAAUGGCAACGAGCGUCAGGCCUUUCAGCAGCAAGAUUACCAGCCAGUGAGUGUUAACCUCAACGAGGGGACAGGAGGAGACCCGGUGUACCUGUGGUACAAGAAAAAGGAAUUUAAAAAUCCCAUUAAAGGCAUCACCCUGCUUCUCAACACAGCUGCUUUUGCAGAAUAUGAGAAGGCUGGUGUCACUGUCAUCAAAAGAAAUCUCAACACAGGCAAUAAAGGCAGCGUUGAGUACCUGAGUGUUAAUCAGUGAAAGCAUGAGAAAGCCUUCAUGGCAAAAUAGCUUAGGAGUUUCAACACUCACUGAAGUGGAAAGCACAGACCAACAAUUUUUUUCUAUAUAUAUAAUCAUUAAUUAAUUAUAUUACUUUAGUACUAUUGGUAAUAUCAGAAAGGGUAUAUGGAUUCUACUUUUAAACUUGCUGUUAAUGAAAUCAAUCUAUUUCGAAUGGGUGUUUUUCAACAUUGAUGUUAAUGAUUGAUUGAAUGAAUACUAAGGCUCUAAAUCACUAUAUUUCCUGCUUUUCAAUAAAGACUAUAGUGCAUGUGAA